AUGGGAUAUACCAACGUCAACAAUCCCAUCACUAUCGAUGAAAGCGCAACGAAUUGGUACACACAAACAAUUUCCAGACAGGCACGUUCUCUCAUACCCAAGGAGUUUGAGAAACUCCCAGCUUUCGAUACCGUCAAGUUCAGUCAUCGCAAAAGCUUCGGCCCAGUAGUCGACACUCAUUGGCCACAGGACGCGUCCGAGAUGGUACUCACUCUGGGCACCUUCGACGUCCCGUCUCUGGAGUUGAAGCCUUCGGUCUAUAUCUACGUACGUGGAUUGAAGAAUCACCAUAUCGGGUACUUUUAUGUCAACUCAGACUCGAGCGUCCAUCGCGUGCAACCGAGCGGUCUCAGGCAUGUCGAUAUCGACGAACCGUUCUGUGACGUCGGAGACCAUUCAGUUGGUGAACAAACCGUUUACAACAGGAUACGGGCAAUGGCACUUUAUUUCUUCUUAGUUGCUGGUCACAUCGAAGUCAUUGAGAAUUACAGUCAUUUCUGGAUGGACUUUUCGAAGGCUUGCGGAUUUAUCGCAAACAGUGGCGUUCGCCCAAAGCCUCGCGCAAAAGCACAGAAACAGGAACCGAAAACUGUACCAGUAUCCGCUGCGACAUCAGUUCCGGGGCCAGAAGCGACUGACCUGACGCACGACACUGUCGCAUCCAGGAAACGCACCGGCGAUGAUGGACCCACGCCAACGGCAGCGAAGAUCAAGCGUCGCGAUUACAGCCAUAUCAUACACCCAUCCCACAGCACCAUACGGCGAUCAUUGAGCCCAGAAUAUCCGAUCAUGACAAUCAGCGCAGAAGCCAGGCUAGCAAAUAGUGAAAGAACAAACGCCCCAUUGAGAGCGGAGAUCGAUACGCAAGCCAGGGCUGUUGAACAGCUCAGAGCACAGAUGACAGUAAACCGCCAGCUCUCAGCGCAAGUCAACGGCCUCACAGCCGAGAUAAGCCGAGUCAAAAACGAAAGCAUGUUCAGUCAAAAUGCGUACCGCGGCAUCCAAGUUCAACACGACGAACUGGCAGAGCGACACGCUAACACGCUCCACAACGAGAACGCCCUUCGCGAUCAGCUCGGUCAAACUCAGGCACGUUGCGCACAAGCCGAGAGGCGAUCAAAGGCGCUGGAGAAGGAAGUGGAGGGUCUCAAGCAAAGAAUGAGAAGAGCGGGAGAAGCGUUGGACAUUUCGGCUUUUUGA
Molecule: messenger RNA, 1200 nt
Organism: Alternaria conjuncta
Lineage: Eukaryota; Fungi; Ascomycota; Dothideomycetes; Pleosporales; Pleosporaceae
Exons: 3
Coding region: 1-1200 (399 amino acids)
Source: RefSeq, a predicted model, not a curated record